CCGGCCAGGGGCCGGACUACAUCUCCCAGCGUGCCUGGCAGAGUGGUGGCCUCUGUGCGCUGGCUGCACGGGUUGUGGGCGACGAUGAGGCGGGCAGGGAGCGUGGUGGCCCGGCUGGGCUUGCGCCUGCAGGCACCCUCCUCAACCCUGGACCGAUCACUCAGUUAUGCACAGGACACGCUCCGUAGGACGCCGCUCUAUGACUUCCACCUGGCCCAUGGCGGGAAGAUGGUGGCGUUUGCGGGCUGGAGCCUGCCAGUGCAGUACCGGGACAGCCACAUCGACUCUCACCUGCACACACGCCGGCAUUGCUCGCUCUUUGAUGUAUCCCAUAUGCUGCAGACCAAGAUAUUUGGUUGUGACCGUGUGAAGUUGAUGGAGAGUCUAGUGGUCGGAGACAUUGCAGAGCUAAAGCCAAACCAGGGGACACUGUCACUGUUCACCAAUGAGGCUGGAGGCAUCCUAGAUGACUUGAUUGUCACCAACACCUCUGAGGGGCACCUGUAUGUGGUAUCCAAUGCUGGCUGCUGGGACAAAGAUUUGGCCCUGAUGCAGAACAAGGUCAGAGAGCUUCAGAACAUGGGCAGUGAUGUGGGCUUAGAGGUGGUGGAUAAUGCCCUGCUGGCCCUACAAGGCCCCACUGCAGUCCAGGUGCUGCAGGCUGGUGUGACAGAUGACCUGAGGAAGCUGCCUUUCAUGACCAGUGCUGUGAUGGAGGUGUUUGGCGUGUCUGGCUGCCGUGUGACCCGCUGUGGCUAUACCGGUGAAGAUGGUGUGGAGAUUUCAGUGCCGGCAGCAGGGGCAGUCCACCUGGCAACAGCUCUACUGGAAAACCCAGAGGUGAAGCUGGCAGGGCUGGCAGCGCGGGACAGCCUGCGCCUGGAGGCAGGCCUCUGCCUGUAUGGGAACGACAUUGAUGAGCAUACCACACCUGUGGAGGGCAGCCUCAGUUGGACAUUGGGAAAGCGCCGUCGAGCUGCCAUGGACUUCCCUGGAGCCGAGGUCAUUGCUCCCCAGCUUAAGGGCAAGGUGCAGCGGAGGCGUGUGGGAUUGAUGUGUGAGGGGCCCCCAAUGCGGGCACACAGCCCCAUCCUGAGCAUGGAGGGUACUGUGAUCGGUACUGUGACCAGUGGCUGCCCCUCGCCCAGCCUGAAGAAGAAUGUGGCAAUGGGUUAUGUGCCCUGCAAGUACAGUCAGCCAGGGACCUUGGUGCUGGUAGAAGUGCGGCGGAAACAGCAGGCAGCUGUGGUCAGCAAGAUGCCCUUUGUACCUACAAAUUAUUAUACCCUUAAGUGAGGGUGGCU
Messenger RNA from Orycteropus afer afer, 1304 nucleotides. It is a transcript of the gene AMT, whose product is annotated as aminomethyltransferase. The record is from RefSeq and is a predicted model, not a curated record. Lineage: Eukaryota; Metazoa; Chordata; Mammalia; Tubulidentata; Orycteropodidae. Gene Ontology annotation, cellular component: mitochondrion. Gene Ontology annotation, molecular function: protein binding; aminomethyltransferase activity. Gene Ontology annotation, biological process: glycine catabolic process.